Gossypium raimondii (Peruvian cotton) is the source of this 1716-nucleotide messenger RNA. RefSeq names its product WEB family protein At2g40480. The transcript has 2 exons. The record is from RefSeq and is a predicted model, not a curated record. Lineage: Eukaryota; Viridiplantae; Streptophyta; Magnoliopsida; Malvales; Malvaceae. The coding region runs from base 114 to 1553 and encodes 479 amino acids.
CCCUUUAAGAAGAGACUCUUUCUCUUUUGCAUACUACACUCACAUUCACAUAUUUUCACAUUAUUAUUACUGAAUCUUUAUUAUAGCUAAGCUUAUUUGUAUGCAUAUAUGUAAUGGCAACAUUACCUCAAGACUCCUCCAUGGAAGGUGUUCCGGGUACACCUGGAAUCCGGGAGGUGAGGCCCGAGUCUAGCUCCGAGGAUUUCAAGUUUUGCACUGUCUCGAGUAGGGACUCAAACCCUGGAAUUCGGAGGGUGGGUUUGCGAGCUGAGAUCGAUACAUCACCGCCUUUCGAGUCUGUUAAGGAGGCUGUGACCCGGUUCGGUGGCAGUGGCCCUUGGGUGCCAUUGUACAAGUUUGGAGAGGCUUAUCAUGGAAUUGAAGAAUUUGACAUAAAGAAAGUUGAAGAACAAGCAGCAGAGUUGGAGAAAGAUUUGAUAGUGAAAGAAUUGGAGACCCUUGAUGUGCUUGAAGAAUUAGGGACUACAAAAAGGAUUGUGGAAGAUUUAAAGAAACAACUCAAAGAUGAAGCUUUGAAAUGCAUGACCAAAACUCCACACUUGAAUCCAGAUGAACACAUGAGCACUGUGAACAAUGAGCAUCAUGAACAUGUCAGAAUCGGGAGUUCGAGACCUUACCACCGUCGCCGCCCGGUUUCGUCUCCAGAUUCGGUCUUGAUGGAAUUGAAGCAGGCAAAGUUGAACCUUGGUGAAACUAUCAAUGAUCUUGGGAAUAUUGUUGAUCCUUCAACAACAACUGAAGGUCCAAGAGCAGUGUCAGUGCUUGAAACAACUGGUGAAAUGAGGUGGUUUGCAGCUAAGAAAAUGGAGGAAGCAGCCAUGGCAGCUGAGGCUCUUGCACUUGUUGAACUCAAUGCACUUGCUGGAACAAAGGGUUCGUCCGGAUUUUCCUUCCCGGAGCCGGAGUCGAAGCCGGAACAAUCUCCUCGAACUCCGAAAGUACUACAAAAGGCAGCAGAAGAGGUUUCUAACAGGGAAAUGAUUCAUUCAAUGCAUGAAUUUGAUGAAGCAAACAAUAUUUCUCAACUUACAAUCUUGAGAAAGCUUGAAGAAGCUUCAAAUGCAAUGAAAAAAAGUAAAAAAGCAUUGGAAGAGGCUCUAAAAAGUGUUGAAAUCGCAAACAAGAAGCAGCUGGAUGCUGAAGAAUCUCUCAGGAAAUGGAACAAACAGGUGGUCUACAAUGGUUCAAAUAUCAACAAUCUUCAAAGAUCUCCAUUAAAGGAUGUGAUGAUGAACAAGCAAAACCCAAAGCCUGUUCCAAGGCCAACAGUGUCAAUGAGGGAUAUGUUGAAAAAGGCUAAUGAAGGCCAAACUGAAAGACAAAAAGUAGCUUUGAGCCAAAUGCUAGAUGAACUAAAGCAAGAUUUGAGAUUUCAUCCAAAAACAGCAGCUGGUGAUCAUGAUAAAAAACAUCAUGGUGAUGAUCAUCGAAAACAGGUGUUCACACAAAGGAGAAGAUUUGGGUUCAUCCACAUAUCACUCCCAUUAUCAAAGCAAAGCAAAAAGAAACCACAAGCUUUGAACACAAUGUGAUUAUACAAUAAAAUAGGUUUGUUUCAUUGGUUUGUGUUUGUUUUUUGAGUGGAUUAAUUUAUGAUGGUGUUUGGCAUCUAUGAAAUCUGAACGCUUGUUGCAGAAGGUGUUUUAUAAUUUGGAUUUCUGUAAUAAAAUGGCAUUGAAAUGGUUAUGGUCCAAA